UUGGUGUUUUUGUAUGCAUGCACUUGUCAGUUUAUUUUUAAAAAUUUUUGUAUUGAUUCAGUAGACUUUGUCUCAACGAUACAACGAUUCAACGAAAAACGUCGACGAUCGGAGGAGUGGUGGCAUAAACAAAUCCUCCAUUAAAAGGUGACGCAUGCAUGUAUGCAAGUUCAUCAAAGUUAAAAAAAAAGGUACCUCCUCAACACGUGUCCUUUAACCAAAGAAGGUAAAAAACUUAAAAAUGUCGAGGAUAAAAGACCUUGAGAUCCGAGGAAUUCGAAAUUUCGGCGAUGAAUCGCAAAAAGCUAGGAUUCACUUCUCCAAGCCCCUGACAUUAGUCCUGGGGCCUAAUGGCACUGGCAAGACAACUAUCAUCGAAGCUCUAAAAUUCAUUACAUCCGGAGAAUAUCCACCUGAUUCGGACAGAGGAAAGUCAUUUGUUCAUGAGCCCAAAGCCAUGAGUCAUACGGUAAGGGGUCAGGUAAAAGCAAAAAUUCUUGACAAAAAAGGCCAGGAACUUGUUGUCACCAGAACAAUGCAAGUGACACGCCAAAAAAAUGGUACAUUAAAACUUCAAGGUCUAGACAAUACUAUCACACGUAUUAACGAGAAAACUAAUGAUAAAAUACAAAUAAGUAGCCGAUGUGCUGACAUAGAUAGAGAAAUGUUGGUUGCAAUGGGAGUGUCCAAGCCUAUAUUGAAUUACGUUAUCUUUUGUCACCAAGAAGAGUCCAACUGGCCUCUAGAGGAUGGAAAAAAGUUGAAGGAACGAUUUGAUGACAUUUUUGAUACAUCCAAGUACAACAAGGCACUAGACGCCACCACUAAACUUAUCAAAGAUUUGCAAUCAGGAGUGAAUGAAAUUAAAGCAGAAGAAAAUGGAUUGAAAAAAUUAGUUGAAGUAGUAGAAAGUAAAGAAAGUAAACUGAGAGAAGAUGAAAAAAGAGAAAAAGAAGGAAAAGAGAAAAUAAAUGAAAUUAAUGCAGCUAUUAUACCUAUUGAUGAAAGAAUGAAAACAAUUCUUCAAAUUAAAAAGGAGCACGAUAAUCUUGAUGACAUCAUCAAAAAAGUUGAGACUGAUUACAAGGUGACCAAUAAUUAUGUGGAAAGUUUAAAAAAGCAUAUUAAACAUGUACACACAGGACCGAAAGAAAUAUUAGUUCAGAAGCUAGAGACUUAUGAUCAAAAUCUUACUCAAAAAGUAACAGUUAAAAAACAGUAUGAAGAAGAAUUAGUUGAGAUAGAAAAAAGAGAAAAAGUUUUAUCAAAAAAGCUGGAUGAUACGAGAAUUCAGUUAGGCUCCUUGAAGGAAAAAAAAUUAUCUUUUGAUGAUAAAGUUGUAAAACGCAAUGACUUAUUAACUAAAGCUAUGAGUACAUGGGAAAUUCCAGAAAAUGAUGAUGAAUUGACUGAAGAAGAAAUACAAGAUUGUAUUAGUCAAAUAAACAAUAAAUAUGAAAGUUUCGUGGAAGCAAUGAAAAAUAAUAUAGAAAUGAGAGAAAGCGAAGAAAAAUUUCUUCAGGAAGAAGUUGAUAACAAAAGAACUGUGAAAACUGGAAUAGAAUCAGAAAGUAAUCUCAAAGAUAAAGAAUCCAAAGGUAUCGUCGUUGAGUUGAAAGAAAUAAGAGAUAAAAUUAAAAAUGCUGGAGAAGCUGGUAAUAAAUUAAGAGGCGUUGAAUCUAAUCUAGAAAAUGCCACGAAAACCUACAAUUCUCUUCUAGAAAAUUUCAAAGAAGAUUCUUUGAAGAAAAGCUUACAGGAAGAAAUCGCAAAGAAAAAAGAAUUGGAUGUAAAACUAAAUCAGAUAGAUCGAGAAAUUGAUUCUUUGCAUCAACAAAGUGCGCAACAAACUGAAUUGGAAUACGAUCAAAGCAGAUUAGAUAAAAUAGACUCAAAAAUUAUAUCUUUGAAAAACAAGCAUAAAGAUGAUCUGACUUUACUUUUCGAUGACAACGAAAUUCCACAAAAAAAGAUUAAAAAUAGUUUGGAAGAGGUCCAACGAUCUUUGACAAAUGAGAAACUCAAUUUGAUGAAAAAAAUCGAAGAAGAACAGAAAAAAUUGACAAAAUUGGAGACCGACUUGACACACAAGAAAAAAGAAUUGAAAAAAACAAUGUCUGAACUAGAAGGUUAUCGAGAAAAAGUGUAUUCACAAUGUCAGGGUGGAGAUUAUAACGAGGUGUUGCUACUACAAGAAAGAAAAGUUAAACAUCUCCAAGACCAAAGAGGAAUAUAUGCUAAUCAGUCUUUAAUGUACGACGAGUUUUUGAAAGUUCUUAAAAAGAAGUCAUGCUGUCCUCUUUGUGAGAGAGGAUUUCAGAGUUCUUCAGAAACCAAAAAAUUAGAACAGAAACUGUCCUCAGAAAUAGAAAAAAGUCCUCAAUGCUUGAAGGAUUGCGAAAAAAAAUUGAAGUCCGAACAAACUCGUUACGAUGCUUUGCAACAGCUCAAACCAGUUAAUAGAAUGAUAAAAGAAAUUGAAACUAAGCUACCAGCAUUGAAAACUUCUGUAGAGCAACUUGGAAAAGACGUAAAAAAUACCGAGGAGAGUCUUGAAAGUUUAAGACUAGUACUGUCAGAACCUGAAGAGAAGUUAAUUAUAUACAAAAACAUUAUAGGAGAUGUAAUUUUAUUAGACAGUAGCAUUGAUGAACAAGACAAACUAAGUGACACAAUUGCAUUGAAAAAACGGGAAAUGCAAAAAGCAGGCAAAAUUGGAGAUCGAAGUAUGCAAGAGGCUAAAGAUGAACGUCAAGCUCUUAAAACAGAGCUUACCAAAGUCGAAAAUAACGUAACGAAGAUACAGACAAGUUUGCAGACAGGCCAAGAAAAAGUUACUAAAGCAAGAGAGCAGAAGAAUAAAUUGAACGAGGAAGUCAUUCAGAUUCGACAAACUAUGCAAGAGCAAAAACAAUUGCAAGAUAAAUACAAUGAGCUCCUGAGCAAACGAGAAUCCAUUGCUUCAGAUCAACGCACAUUAAAAUUAAAAUUAGUUGAAGCAGAAAACGAGCUAGCAUGCGCCAUCACAGAAUUAGAAAAGCUGAAGAAAAAAAAUCGCGAGGAACAUGACAAAGACACUAAUUUUAAAACCAAAAGUUACAACGAAAUUAACGGAUUGGAAACAGUUCACCAAGAAGUGCUUGACUAUGUAAAUAGCAAAAUAGAUGAAAAAUUAAAAAACAUUAAAGCUUCUAUGGAAAAAAUUAAGCAAGAAUAUGAAAAAGAGAAACUUGAAAAAGUAACCAAAGAAGAAAAAAUACGGUUCCUCGAUGAACAGUGUAAGUCUCAAGAAACUGGAAAAAGAGACCUCGAAAAUAACUUGGAUCUCAUUAGAAAGCAAGAAGAUCUUGAAAACAUAAAAGAAAAGUUGUCUCAUAAUAAAAAAUUACUGGAAAACCUGCAGUUUGAUCAAUUAAAGGAUGAAUACCAUCUGCUUCAAGAGGAGAAAGAUCAAUAUGAAAAAAAGAAAAAUGUUAUCAAAGGAGCCCAAGGUGAACUGGAAAACGCCAUCAAGAUGGAACGAAAAGAUUUGAACCAAGAUAAGUACAGAAUGGUCCGCAAAAACUAUAAGGAAAAGCAGUUGAAGCAUAUUAUCCAAAAAGAGGCGAUUGCAAACUUGAAAGCUUAUGCCACAGUCCUUGACAAAGCCAUGAUACAGUUUCACGAAGAGAGAAUGAAUACUGUAAACAAAAUAAUGCAUCAGUUGUGGUCGUUGGUGUAUGGUGGAAACGAUACUUCCUCGAUCCAAAUUCGCGUGCAAAGUACAGAAGGUAUCGGUGAUAAGCGGCGUUCGUACAACUAUAAACUCGUUCAAGUCAAGAGAUCGAUGGAAAUGGAUAUGAAAGGCAGAUGCAGUGCUGGUCAAAAAGUUUUAGCUUCUAUCAUCAUUCGUAUGGCCUUAGCUGAAACGUUCUGUAGUGACUGUGCCGUGCUUGCCUUGGAUGAACCGACUACCAAUUUGGAUGAAGAAAACGCUACGAAUUUAGCUGUCACGCUUUCCAAAGUUAUACAAUUGCGUGCGCAACAUCAUCAAAAUUUCCAACUGAUCGUCAUAAGUCACGACGAAAAAUUCAUUUCACAUCUGUCUAACUUGAGCGGAAAACAAAUAUUCCAAGAAUUGUACAGAAAUAUGGAGGGAUACAGUUUGGUCCGGCGAAGGGAUAUGAAUGAUUUCACGAGAAACAGUACCCAAAACGUAACCGACGAGAAAUUCGAAAACGAUUCUGAAGAAGAAGAAGAAGAAGAAGAGGAGGAGGCGGCUGCUCAGGAAGACAACGCGAAAAAUAAAAAAAGAAGACACUUGAGCCUGGAUGACUCUCCACCGCGUGUAUCUAAAAAAAGAGCUUUUUUCUGAGGUAUCGCGCGAAACGUUAUUCCUACCUAUACGUAUACCUUGAAAUAAAAAUCUCAACCUACACAAAUCAAUCCCUUUUCUCGAGUUUGAUACCCGAGAGAUAUUUAUUUUUGAUAAAAUAUAAACAACA
Copidosoma floridanum is the source of this 4484-nucleotide messenger RNA. RefSeq names its product DNA repair protein rad50 (gene rad50). Lineage: Eukaryota; Metazoa; Arthropoda; Insecta; Hymenoptera; Encyrtidae. Gene Ontology annotation, molecular function: double-stranded telomeric DNA binding; ATP hydrolysis activity; single-stranded telomeric DNA binding. Gene Ontology annotation, cellular component: condensed nuclear chromosome; nucleus; Mre11 complex. The record is from RefSeq and is a predicted model, not a curated record. Gene Ontology annotation, biological process: chromosome organization involved in meiotic cell cycle; telomere maintenance via recombination; double-strand break repair.